GGAAACGCGCGGUAGGAUACCGAGGCAGCGUUUGCUUUUUCUUCUUAUGCCACGACCAUUCUGCCUGAAUGAUACCUUGCUGUAGCCUGCUUUUGGAGGGGUGGUGCAAAGAUCUCGCGAAGGGCAUCAGAUAAACUAUUCCCUUGGAGUUUGAAUAUACUACAAUGUUAACGCACCCCGCAUUUGAUGCUGUCAUGUAGUUUAUUCAUCCUACCAGUGAGCGUGGAUACAGCUCAAUGGCUGAAGCUUAGAAAAGAAGAAAAAAAGAAGUAGAGAACCUUAGAAAGCGAAAAGGAGAAAUGAAUUCUGUGAAGACUCUAGCAAAGAAACAAAGAUGUCAACAGUCAGGAGGACAACGCUCGACAGGACAACUGGUACACGUGACUUGAUGUGAGACGCCAACCCAUGAGAUUUGUGUGAUUAUAUAGUUUUUCUCCCAAGUCCAGCAGUCCUGCCCCAGCCAUAAGUAGAGGUUUCUCUUUUGCUAUUGCACACGCCUUGUCUUUGGUGCCUCUGCUAUUCCUCCUCAGCAGCCCUCUCGGUCUCAGUACAGCUGCGAGCGAGCCUGCGACUGCCAUGGAUUCCAAAGCCAUGGAGGAAUUCCUGUCCCGUCAGGCUCCCAUCUCCAUGAAUCAGGCUUCUCCACAUGUAUGUAUGCAUGCUGGCUUCUUCUGCAGCUAUUCUCGAACCUUUUACCUCUGGUUCAUAGCAUUUAUUUGGUUUGAGGAGAGAUUUAGAUCUGGUCAGUGGAAGAAACUAUAAAAGGAUCAGUGUCUAUGUUUUUCAAAGAUUUAUAUGAGCCAUAAUUUGCACGUGCCCAAUAAGGCAAUAACCUUUGUUGAAGGUUUAGCGUGUGUUUGAUUUGCAGACCAGGUGGUUCCAUCCUAAUUUUUUAGUUGAGUUCAACCUAUUAUUUCGUGUUUGAUUAUAUAGGUUGAUUCUGUUUCUAUUUUUUUUUGUUUGGUUUGAGGGAUUGAGAGGGACUGAGAGGGACAUGACAAUGCUCUUUUAACACCAUCAUAAACAGUAUCACUUUCGUUCCUAUUAUUUUUGUUUGGUUCGAGGGAUUGAGACGGAGUGAGAGGGACGAGACAAUGCCCUCUUAACACCGUCAUAAACAGUAUCACUGGAUCCGCCUAUCAGUAUGAAUGAUGCAAUGUGACAACUGUACAAUUUAUCUGUUCCUGUAAUUCAAACCAGAACAGUAACUGCAUGUUGACAUCAAAUUGUCUGAAUGCAUUGAGAUUGAGGAUUGGAAUCUAAUUCUUGCUAACAUUUUUAUAUCUCCUUGGAUAUAUUUUUGUGAUCAGGUAAUGCAUUCAGCGGGAGACCAUGACAAGUUCUAUUUGCUCUUUGUGUGCAGAUGUCUAGACCAUCGAUUAUUCUCAAGCUUAUUCUGGGCUUGCUCUGGGGCAUCAUCCAUUUGGCAAUCAGCCUUUUUAAUUUAUGGCCUUUUCUGAUUUACAAUCUAGAAUGCUAUCUUAUUUCGUCUGGGUUGUUGCGGAAGUAUCGGUAUCUCCACCUGGAUAGACUGAAGUUCUUGGCCAUCGUGGUAGAUAGCAAAGAAGCUAAAAAUACUGUGAAGAUCAGGCAGCUAUUGUGCUGGCUCUCAACAAUGGGUGUGAAGUAUAUAUGUCUCUACGACAUUGAGGGUGAGACAAAAAAGUUCAUUUGAAUUUCUAGGAUAUGUGUUUUCUGCUUGAAGUUCAUCCUUCGCCGCUAAUAUACCUAUAUCUUUUGUGUAAAUGAGCAUACUUUAUAGAAAUCAAGUUACUUUAAGCAACAAUACUGGACUGUUACAAUACUCGAGAGUUGAGACAGUGGCACAGCGAACGAAAAUAACUGCCCUAUUGUUCUUAUGCAUUGUCUUCUGAUGUUUUAAGUUUAUAGAUGCAUGGAUUCUUAUUGGUUUUUUUCUUGAGACCCGUGGGCUCUAUCUGAAGAUUAUCCUAUUAUCGUACUAUUCUAUAUUGCAUCUUAGGAGUCCUGAAGAAAUCAUUUGAACCGGCUAUGAAGGGUUCAAGCGAUGGGAAGGCAGGAGAAUAUUUGGAUAUUGGUGAAAGCAUCAAUUAUUCACACUUUAACCACAAAGAUAUGGCGAUAGAGUGCCUUUCUGGUUCUGAUGGCAAGGAGGGUAUUGCUAAAGCAGCCAAUUUACUUUGCUCAACUUACUUAAAUGGUGAUACUCAUGGAAAUGGCAAAAGGGAGCCAACAUUUACAGAAGCUGACAUGGCCAGUGCGCUGAAAGCUGUAGGUUGUGGUGGACCAGAACCAGAUCUUCUUCUCAUGUAUGGUCCUGCUAGAUGUCAUUUAGGCUUUCCUGCAUGGAGAUUACGGUAUACUGAAAUUAUGCAUAUGGGACCACUAAAAUCAAUGAAAUAUGGUGCCAUUGUGAAAGCUUUAUACAACUUCUCAAAGAAAUACCAAAAUUACGGUAAAUGAGAGUUGAUACUGCUGUAAGACUGUAACGAAGACCCCUCCUUAAUAGUUUCCUCCCUCCUUUUUUCUGCCGCCUAGUAUACUACCAAGUUCAUCGCCACACCCCCACUUUGUAUUUCCCUGAUCAGAAGCAUCACUGACAGAAUAUACGGGAUCGACAGAAUAUAUGGGAUCAGAUCCCUUUGUAAAAUUGUGUUGACAAUAAUGAUUAAUGAAGCUGCCCUCGAGCACACGAGCAAGUUUUAAUCGAGAUUGAUGCUCUUUGUACCUGCCUCUCUGCCCUGUAUGAUAUCUAUAUGCUGAACUGCCGACACCAUGUGGUGUUUUGACUUUGGAGAGCUUUGGACAGUGUCCAUUUGACCACUACGAAUUCCACUUGUGGCAAUCGAUCACUUUCAUCUACUCUUAUUGCUCUUGUAGUCUUUUCUAUAUCAUCUUUCGUGUUACCCUAUAGUUUCCAUCUGCCAAAUUUCUAUCUGAUGUUUGCUGAGCACAGAACUGUUUACCUUCUCGCAUAACAAUGCGACAAACAGGACAUGGAUUCAUCUGGUGCUUAUAAGCGACAAACAGGACAUGGAUUCAUCUGGUGCUUAUAAGCAGUAAUUCACUUCUCUUUGACUCAGAAGAAAGGAGAAGAUCAAGUUUGCUCUAGGUGUAUCAGCACAGUGAAACAAUGAUGAAAGGAUUAAAUUGACAUUAUAAUCGUUUAGGAAGUUAUUAAACCUGAUACAUGAUGGGUGUGACUGUGUGUGCUGCUCCAAAGCCAAAGCCGUCCUCGCUCCACCAGUCUCAAGCGGCGCCUCCGCCUCCCCCGUCGCAGCCCCCCAUGUCGCAGGCGGCGCAGUGCCCCUACUGCCGCGCGUCGGGGCCGGCGCGGUGCGCGACGACGCAGCCGCCGCUCUCGCGCGCCGUCUCCGAGUGCUCCGCCUGCGCCCGCAUCGUCCUCGAGCGCCACCUCCACACGCACCCCUUCUUCCCCCUCCUCCCCUCCCUCCACCCGCUCCCCCUCGUCACCCCCGACCUCGCCACCGCCGUCGAGCCCGCCCCCUCCCCUUCUCCCGGCGGCGAAGAUGACGAGGACCCCUUCCUCCCCGCGGGCUUCGUCUCCGCCUUCUCGGCCUUCUCCCUCGAGCGCCACCCCGUCCUCGCCCGCUCCGCCUCCGCCUUCUCUGGCCAACUCGCCGAGCUCGAGCGCGCGCUCGCCGGCGACUCCGCCGCCGCGGCCUCCAACCCGGACCCCGCCGGUCCCAUGGUCUCCGUCGACAGUCUCCGCGCCUAUCUCCAGAUCGUCGACGUCGCCUCCAUACUCAGGCUCGAGCGGGACAUAGCCGACCACGCCUUCGACCUCUACAAGGAUUGUUCCUCCGCGACCUGCCUCAGGAACCGGAGCAUCGAGGCGCUCGCGACCGCGGCGCUCGUGCAGGCCAUCCGCGAGGCGCAGCAGCCCCGGACGCUGCAGGAAAUCUCUACUGCUAGCAAUCUUCCUCAGAAAGAGAUAGGAAAAUACAUCAAAAUACUCGGCGAAUCUCUGAAACUGAGCCAACCUCUUAACAGCAACUCAAUUGCUGUUCAUAUGCCUCGGUUUUGCAGCUUGCUCCAGCUCAAUAAGUCUGCUCAGGAACUUGCAGCUCAUAUCGGUGAGGUGGUUGUUAAUAAAUGCUUCUGCACAAGGCGCAAUCCAAUAAGCAUAUCUGCUGCUGCGAUAUACCUUGCAUGUCAGCUCGAAGACAAGCGCAAAACCCAGGCUGAAAUCUGUAAAGUAACGGGCCUUACAGAGGUCACUCUACGCAAAGUGUACAAAGAACUCCUGGAGAACUGGGAUGAUUUGCUCCCCCCUGACUAUACACCAGCCACACCACCAGAGAAAGCUUUUCCAAUGACCACUAUUUACUCAGUGCGCUCGUCAAGUGGCAAGGAUCUGUAUCAGGAUAAGAUAUUUGAUAGUAGUAAGCAGAAAGGUCCUGAACCUGCAGAGCCUGAUCACAUGGUCAUUGUGAAAGAAGAGGAAGAAAAGAAAAUCAGUGCUCUUGGUCGACCGCCUGCAAAACUUGAGCCUCAUGAGUUGAGCAAGGCAUUCUGGCCAUCGAAUGCCCCAUUCUCAACAUCUCCAAAAUCUGAUCGUGACAAGACAGAAACUAGUGUCCGUGGGUUCAACCUUAAUGAGGUAUCAUGUGCAAUGGAUUCUGAUAGAGCAGAUACCACAGUGAAACCAAAUUUUGGCGAUCGAUCAUUGAAUGAAUCAAAUAUGCUUCCAUCCCCGAAUAGGCAGCCUUUACCAUGGCAGCUUAAGCAGGGGGUGCCUGCAGCUGGUCCAUCAUAUUCUAGGCUUCGUGAGCAGCACAUUGGCCUUGACCUUGUAGCUGCUUUGAAGGGGAUUGGAAAAAGGAGUGCUGGGGAUGGUGGUGAUGGCCGAGAUAAGGAAGGGAAGUGAAUAACUAUUCAGUUAAUCGAAAAUGAAAUUAAUGGUAAUGGUCCAUUGUAAAUAUAGAUGUUGUUUGUAGUAGAGUUAAGUUCGACUUCCCUUGUCAUUCUAAUGUCUGUGGAGAAAUGUUACUCCAGACUUUGUAGCUUCGGUGCUGAAAAUUUCCACCAGUACUUACAAAUUAUUUAUAGCCUGAUCUGACUUAAUCCAGUAUGUUUUGUACAAUGAAAUGCAAUUCCUUCCUUUUCA
This is a messenger RNA of Panicum virgatum (switchgrass), 5110 nucleotides long. RefSeq names its product plant-specific TFIIB-related protein 1-like. The transcript is spliced from 8 exons. NCBI's taxonomy places the organism in Eukaryota, Viridiplantae, Streptophyta, Magnoliopsida, Poales, Poaceae. The coding region runs from base 3170 to 4870 and encodes 566 amino acids. Gene Ontology annotation, biological process: DNA-templated transcription initiation; transcription preinitiation complex assembly. Gene Ontology annotation, cellular component: transcription preinitiation complex; nucleus. The record is from RefSeq and is a predicted model, not a curated record. Gene Ontology annotation, molecular function: TBP-class protein binding.